AUUUUUCUAUAGAAAAGUCUUUUGAAUUUUAUUUUGAAUCCCAAUUGGAUCGGUCAUAAAGAAUUGUUUCUGCUUUUACCUUUGAAGACUUGACUUCAAUUGCUUGGAUGGAGUUGGGUUCUUCUUCAUCGUCAUCAUCUUCUUCCUUCUUAAAAUCAGAACCCCAAUUCAUAUACGAUGUGUUCAUCAACUUUUGGGGAGAAAACAUGAGCAGAAAAUUCGUUUCUCAUCUCCAUUCUGUGCUCUUACAAGCUCAAGUCAAAACUUUGAUUAAUGAGGAAAAUCUGCAGCAGGGAAAGAAGCUGGAAGAACACAUGCGCGCAAUAGCAGCCUCUAAGAUCGCAAUAAUCGUUUUCUCCCAAACAUACACUGAAUCUACAUGCUGUCUUCGUGAGCUUGAAAAAAUCGUUGAAUGCCGCGAAACUUUUGGCCAAAUAGUUCUGCCAAUAUUUUACGAGAUUUACCCAUUCGAUGUACGUCAUCAGAAAGGUGAUUUUAGGAAAGCGUUGGAAGAAGCUGCACACAAAAGCUAUUCAGGAGAACAAGUGGAACAUGCAUUCUCUAGAUGGAGCAAUGCACUCACCACGGUUGCAGGUAUCACUGGUUGGAAUGUCAGAGAUUUCAGGCAUGAUGCUGAACUUGUGGAGGUUACUGUUAGCCGUGUUCAGACAAUACUGGAUUAUGCAGACUUGUCUCUUACCCGAUUUCCCGUUGGAUUAGACCCUCAUGUGAGAAAGGUAAUUGAAUGUAUUGAAAAUCAUUCCAGCAAAGUCUGUAUGAUAGGGAUAUGGGGGAUGGUAGGAUCGGGUAAGACUACCAUAGCCAAAGCCAUCUACAAUCGAAUUUAUCGUCCAUUCAUUGGUAAGAGUUUUAUUGGAAAUAUUAGAGAAGAUUGGAAUAACAACCCUGUUCAUUUGCAAGAAAAUCUUCUUUAUGAUGUCCUAAAAUCCAAGUUUGAGGUGGAAAGUGUUGGGUUGGGAAGAACUAUGAUCGAGAAUGAGUUUUCUCGAAAAAAGUUGCUAAUUGUGCUUGAUGAUGUGAAUGAGUUUAGCCAAUUAGAAAACCUAUGUGGGAAUCGUGAUUGGUUCGGUCAAGGAACUGUGAUAAUCAUUACAAGUAGAGAUGUUCACGUGCUGAACCGACUCAAAGUUAAUUACAUUUAUAAAAUGAAUGGUAUGAACGAAAAUGAUUCCCUUGAGCUUUUUAGUUGCCAUGCCUUUAGAGAUUCAAAACCAAGAAAAGGCUUCGAUGAAUUUGCAAGAAACAUAGUUGCUUAUUGUGGAGGACUACCACUGGCUCUUGAGGUUCUUGGUUCCUAUUUAUGUGGUAGGACAAAGGAACACUGAAAAAGUGUAUUUUCAAAACUAAAAAUAAUUCCUAAUUAUGAAGUUCUAUACCAUUUGCAGGCUAGUUUUGACCUUCCGCCAUUGCAUAACUGCCUUGCAAAUAUUCCAAGUAUUUUGGUUCAAUGUGAUGCAGAGUUUCAACUAUCUAAGCAAGUAAAAACAAUUCUUGUUGAAUAUGGAGUAAAUUUUACAGAAUCAAGAAUGUCAAAUCAUGGCUUGAGGUUUUCUGUGAUUGGUCUUGGAAGGUACAAUGGAUUCUUCAACACUCUCAGAGAUGGCGUUUCAAAGGGAUUGACAAACAGUGAGUGCUGUGAAGUUUCUCUUCCAGGUGACAAUCAUCCAUAUUGGUUGGCUUAUGUGGGUGAGGGACCUUCAGUUUAUUUCAAUGUGCCUCAGGAUUGUGACAUGAAGGGAAUGAUUUUGUGUGUUGUUUAUUUAUCAACCCCUAUAAUCGGGG
Vigna unguiculata (cowpea) is the source of this 1803-nucleotide messenger RNA. Its product is annotated as disease resistance protein RPV1-like. The record is from RefSeq and is a predicted model, not a curated record. NCBI's taxonomy places the organism in Eukaryota, Viridiplantae, Streptophyta, Magnoliopsida, Fabales, Fabaceae.